ACCUUUUGCCAAAUGCCGAACAUAUGCAUCAAUUGAGUCUGACCAAACCCAGCCAUUGCUCUUCCUUUCUUCUACUCAGCAGACGCAUAACGCAAUUCAAUCUCUUACAGACUUUUUAGUUUCAGAACUCUGUUCCAUACCCAUCCAUCAACACAAUCUUCUCACCUUGGGUUGCCCACUUCACAAAAGCCCCUGUUUUUACUGUUUCUGCUGUGGUUUUGCUUCGCAACAGAGCAAUAAAACCACCUCCACUUGUCAUCAUACUUAAUGAUAGUUUCAUCCAAAACAGGAUAGCAAGUGAUUUGAUUACAAAAAACACAAAUGUAUCCAAAGGUGAAGGUGAGAACAGAUGGGCGAGACGAUCAACAUGCACACGACUGGAGUUCUUUGCUUUCCUUGAAAGAUAUCCAGUUUCUUUGUUUGCAGGAUUCUUGCGUUCCAGUGAAGGGGCACCAAGAUGUUUCUCCACCAAUCGUAGCCAGAAUUCCGAAGUCUUAUGUACCGAAUGUAAUCAUGCCAAAAGUUUUUGUUUCUGAAGAAGCAGAGAAGAAAAGCAAUUCUACCGAGGAGGAUAGACUGAAUAUUAGAGCCAGUUCGAUCCCACGUCCACGUGCUGUCUUAUCUAGUCCUGACAAUGAUGCGGUGAUUGGAAGUAACAACAGGACUAAAGUGGCACGACCUACAGCUUCAAAGAAUAAUAAGCUGAUGGAAAGUAGACAUGAACCAUGUAAAGCUGUCCCCGGUCAAAUCACCGAUGCAAGUCCAACAAGUACAAGGAAGUCCAAGAACACUUCUGAUAACAAGAGUGAGCUUAAAGUAAAGAAAUGGUCACCACCUGAAGCAUCCGGCCAGAGAAGAAAGAUCGCAACCGAUAAACCACGUUUCAUGAGAAUCUAAUUGUUUGAUUGUACACACUGGAUCGACAGUUGAGAUCAUGAUAGCUAUGAUUAUAGCUAGGGCAUUUUUGUUUCCUAAUGGAAGCGUGAUAACAUCAGUUGCAAUUUUGCUAUGCUGUAAUAGAAACCACAUGAAGAGCAGUGUUCACAUAACAGAGUCCUUACAUUAUGAGUUUGUAGCCCAGAAGAAGAAAUCCUCACAUUAUGAGCUUGUAGUUCAGGGGAAUCCAGAGAAAGGGAGAUCAGAAAGACCAGCCAGCCCGCACAAAUCAUCGAUGAUACAUGGGGCAGUUGCAGGCAUGGCUCUCCAGCCAAAGUCCAUGGUGAUUCGUGGAGCAAACAAACUCAGACUAUAUGUUCAGUAUCAUCAUUUGACGCGUACAUGAGAGUGGCAAAACAGUACAUGGAUGCAUGGAUGUCACAGGAUGAGUAACAUCCAAAAUAUCCCAUAGCAGCCAGAUCGUGUCCAACAUCUUAUUGAAAUUGUUGAUCCAGACUACCCAGGAGCAAAAUUACUUGUGAUUUAGUAACAGUAGAUCUCCUUACAACUCGCUUCUGCAUUAAAAGCACAGAAGUAGUUCUUGAGAACCAAACUUUUAACUUCCUUAAGAAGAUAUGCCAGAACCCUUAUGUUUCUUGGCCGCA
This is a messenger RNA of Populus nigra (black poplar), 1541 nucleotides long. RefSeq lists its product as uncharacterized. The record is from RefSeq and is a predicted model, not a curated record. The transcript has 5 exons. NCBI's taxonomy places the organism in Eukaryota, Viridiplantae, Streptophyta, Magnoliopsida, Malpighiales, Salicaceae. Bases 322 to 897 code for a protein of 191 amino acids.